UGUAUAGUUCCAAAUUCGAACGGCUAUCAUGACACCAUGGCUCUCCUUCCACCACCAGCUUCGCCUUCCUCCCUUGCUUCUUUCAUUCCUCGUCCCCCAUCUCUCGCCCUAAAAUCCACAACCAACCUCACAUUUCCCAAACGUCGUCGUUCCGUAUGCACAGCUUCAUGGCAAGAGCUUGUCGGAGUUGUGGUAUUCUCGGCGAUUCCAUUCACCGCCGUGAAAGCCAUAGCCAAUAGCGCUCUCGGAGAGUCGCUGCAGCGGCGAUUGGAAGAAAGGAAGAAAGUUGCGGUUGAGAAUUCUUCCAGGUUCAGGGCCUUGGCCCAAAAUGCUCGCAAUCGGAGCUUGUGGUAUGGAGAAGAGCGUCCCCGCUGGCUUGGUCCUAUCCCAUAUGAUUAUCCGGCAUAUCUUACUGGAGAACUACCUGGGGAUUAUGGUUUUGAUGUUGUAGGUCUGAGCAAGGAUCCCGUGGCUUUCCAAAGAUAUUUUAACUUUGAAAUACUCCAUGCGCGUUGGGCCAUGCUAGCUGCCUUUGGUGCUUUGGUUCCAGAAAUUUUAGACCUGUUAGGAGCCUUUCACUUUGUUGAGCCUGUAUGGUGGCGAGUUGGCUAUUCAAAGCUUAAGGGAGAUACACUGGACUACCUUGGCAUCCCAGGACUCCACGUAGCUGGAAGCCAAGGAGUAAUUGUCAUAGCCAUAUGCCAAGUCCUCCUGAUGGUUGGACCAGAAUAUGCAAGAUAUUGUGGCAUUGAAGCAUUAGAGCCGCUGGGAAUCUACUUGCCAGGUGAUAUUAAUUACCCAGGAGGAGAGCUUUUCGAUCCCUUGAACCUCUCGAAAGACCCUGUAGCUUUUGAAGAGCUGAAGGUGAAAGAGAUAAAGAAUGGGCGCCUAGCUAUGGUUGCCUGGUUGGGCUUUUACAGUCAAGCAGCCUUGACAGGUAAAGGUCCUGUACAGAACCUGCUUGAACACAUUUCAGAUCCCCUACACAAUAAUCUGUUGUCAAUACUCAACCUAAUGUAAUCUUCCUGUUAAUAUGUAAUGUACAUGUUAUAAACAACUGUACAAGUCCAAGUGACUGUAAAUAAUAAUAUUAUUUUUUAUAAUUUUCUUUUUAAAAAAAAAA
Molecule: messenger RNA, 1123 nt
Organism: Rosa chinensis
Lineage: Eukaryota; Viridiplantae; Streptophyta; Magnoliopsida; Rosales; Rosaceae
Product: chlorophyll a-b binding protein 7, chloroplastic
Exons: 6
Coding region: 37-1020 (327 amino acids)
Biological process (GO): photosynthesis, light harvesting in photosystem I; response to light stimulus
Cellular component (GO): membrane
Source: RefSeq, a predicted model, not a curated record